UAUACACACGCACACAACUUACCCUAGGUGGCCCGUCAACUACAGUGUUUUUCAUUUAGUAAACAAAAUGGACUUUAUUGACGAUUUUAUAGAAGAAUAUAAAUGCAAUCCGUGCCUGUGGAAGACUUCAGAUGCGGACUUCAGGAACCGCAGCCAACGGCAGGAGGCUUAUGCGAAACUGAUUGAGGUGGCCACCAAGCACGGCGAAAUGUACAAUGUGGAACGAACAAAGCAAAAGAUAAACAAUCUGCGCUGUGCAUUUCGUCAUCAGUUAAGGAAGUACAACGAGGUUAAGAAAAAGGGUGAAAAGUACGAGCCCUACUGUCCCAAAAGGCGCUAUUUUGAGUCCCUGAUGUUCCUAAAAGACGAGGAGAUCCCCGAUAAGAAGUGCAAGCGGGAGCAGUCGGGAUGUCUGGAUAGCUCCGUUCAGCUAGUGCAGCCGGAGAAUUGCGAUGAGUUUUCCGACGCAGAGAGUCUUCCGAAGCCGCCGAAAGCAGCGGCAGAUAUUAACAAAUUGUCGCCAAACAACAGCGCCAACGAAUUCUGUGCCAACAUUUUCGAGGAGGCCAGCGCCGCUGACCCCGUUAUCAGUAUUAAGACAAACAACCAUGCUGGUGGCGCUACGAUCAAGGAGGUCGAAAUUGUUGUGCCUGCGAACAAUAGGCUGAUGUCCACCCGUAGAAAAUCCGUUCCCGAUUUUAUAAAGUCCCCUUCCGGAGACUCCGAGUCACCUUGCAAACGCAUUGUCGGACAGAGCCAGCCGAAACUGAAUAACAAUCAGAUCCUGAAAUCCAGUCACAUCACUCGGAAAAGAUCUUCCUCGGUGUCCUCUCAAAUCUCGGAGGAUAACGAACCUCCGGCAGGGAAAUUCCGGGCAGACAUCUCCACCAUCGACUUUGAGCGGCUGUUUUCACUGGCGUUGAAAAGUGCGGACAGUCAGCUAGACGACCAUUUCUCGAACUUUGGGAAAAUCAUCGCCCACAAGCUUCGCUCCAUGGAUAGCACCCAGGCUAUAUAUGCGGAGAAGAUUAUCGCCGAUGUGCUCUAUCAGGGUCAGAUGAAAAUGCUGUCCACGUUGAGCAUACACCAGUUUUUGGGCGUGGACAAUGCAACAGUUUAUCUGGAGAGCCACAGUAAAUAAUUAUGGCUCCCUAGAAGGCGUACUUUUAAGGUUUAUGUAAUAAUAAGAUGUAAAGAUACAGACAAGUGUA
This is a messenger RNA of Drosophila eugracilis, 1211 nucleotides long. RefSeq lists its product as uncharacterized. Lineage: Eukaryota; Metazoa; Arthropoda; Insecta; Diptera; Drosophilidae. The transcript has a single exon. The coding region runs from base 68 to 1141 and encodes 357 amino acids. The record is from RefSeq and is a predicted model, not a curated record.